Molecule: messenger RNA, 1747 nt
Organism: Portunus trituberculatus (swimming crab)
Lineage: Eukaryota; Metazoa; Arthropoda; Malacostraca; Decapoda; Portunidae
Product: RNA-binding protein squid-like
Exons: 6
Coding region: 16-1323 (435 amino acids)
Biological process (GO): regulation of gene expression
Cellular component (GO): nucleoplasm
Molecular function (GO): RNA binding
Source: RefSeq, a predicted model, not a curated record
AGCUUACCCUGACUCAUGACAUCCGGGCGGCGAGAAUGCUGGGCUGUGAUUGGCUGGCAGGAAUCCCUCCUCGCCUCUGAUUGGCCAAGAGGAAGACUAGGUAUUCAAAACGAGUCUUCCAUUGGUCCCAUCCUUUCCAGUCCCCGCCAAAACUCUCUCAGCUACCAGACGCCGGACGGGAGAGACGUGCUGCCCGACGCUCCCGUAUUUCACGCCCACACCGCCCAUACGCCCGUAAAAAUGGCUGACCAGGAGAUGGAGGGGCAGGACUUCACUGAGGAUUGCUCCGGAGGGGAUUUUCAAGGGAAUGGCAUGGAGAACGGCGAGGGAAUGGCGGUGACGGAGGCCGGGAAGAAGGACAGUGGAGCUGCUGACGCGCCGGGGAGAGAUGACGAUAGGAAGCUGUUUGUGGGCGGCCUCAGCUGGGAGACACAAGAAAAGGAGCUCCGGGAACACUUCAGCAAAUUUGGAGAGAUUGAGAGCAUAAACGUGAAGACAGACCCCAACACUGGCCGGUCCCGCGGGUUUGCCUUCAUUGUCUUCAGCAACAUUGAGGCCAUUGAUAAGGUAAUCAACGAAGCGAACCACGUCAUUAACGGCAAGAAAGUCGACCCCAAGAAGGCGAAGGCACGACAUGGCAAGAUUUUCGUCGGGGGGUUGAAACCGGACCUCUCAGACGACGACAUUAAGAACUAUUUUGGCAAGUUUGGCAGCAUCGUCGAGGUGGAAUUGCCAUUUGAUAAGCAGAAGAACCAACGUAAAGGCUUCUGCUUCAUCACAUUUGAGCAGGAAGCCGUCGUCACUGAGCUUUUAAAGACCCCAAAACAGAAAAUUAACGGCCAUGAGGUUGAUGUGAAGAAAGCCACUCCGAAGCCAGACGCCAUGGGAAUGAUGCGAGGUGGUAUGCGCGGGGCCAUCCGGGGCACUCGCGGGGCAGCAGUGCGUGGCCGGGGUAGAGGGUGGAGCGGAGCGUGGAACCAGGGCGGAUAUGGUGGUUAUGGACAAGGAGGAUAUGGUGAGUGUGGUUAUGACUAUGGGUACAAUGGCUAUGGUGGGUAUGGCGGCUACGGAGGCUAUGGCAACGACUACUAUGGUUAUGGCAGUAGCUAUAGUGGAUAUGGCCCUUACCAGGUGGCGGGCAAGGUUACGAUGGGAAGAGCCAGCGCGGGAGGCAGCAGACGCGGCACCAACCCUACUGACGGGGGACAUGGGCGCCGUGACCACCACCACAACCACCACAACCAGCACCACCACCAACAACACCACUAUAACCAGCAGCAACAUCAUCAGCAUCAGCAUACAUUGAACGGCACGGCUUACUGAGAGUCUAAGGUCAACACAUGGACCAUAUGACCUCAAAACCGCCUUGCUGAGUGACCUAACCUGACCUCAGAGAGUUAUAGUACCCGCCAAUAUCUCCCUCUUCCUCCUCCUCUUCUCCUCUUCCUCUUCCUCUUCGUGUCUAGUGUUGCCACCUUAUCUAAAAAAAAUAUUUAUACAAAAAAAACUGAAAAAUGACUUGUGAUUUUGCCCACGAGUGACAAAAAAAGUAUAAAAGCAAAAAAAUUCUGUAUUGUGGAGCAUUCCUGGUGUACAGAGGGACUUUCUGUACAGUGCGGACUUUCUACACUCCAGAAAACCACACACAAAAACAACACAAAAUACAUAUGACCUUUUUUUAUCGUUUGUGUUUAUUUUUAAUAUAUUUCAAGGCUGUAAAUGUAUGAAUAAAUCCGAUUUUUGUGUA